This is a messenger RNA of Torulaspora globosa, 882 nucleotides long. RefSeq names its product mitochondrial 54S ribosomal protein uL15m (gene MRPL10). Gene Ontology annotation, cellular component: mitochondrial large ribosomal subunit. Bases 1 to 882 code for a protein of 293 amino acids. Gene Ontology annotation, biological process: translation. The record is from RefSeq and is a predicted model, not a curated record. The transcript has a single exon. Gene Ontology annotation, molecular function: structural constituent of ribosome. NCBI's taxonomy places the organism in Eukaryota, Fungi, Ascomycota, Saccharomycetes, Saccharomycetales, Saccharomycetaceae.
AUGUUGUUCAGGUCCCUGUGCCACCAUGGUGGUAUGAGUUUCAGCAGGCUGCCACUUUAUCAUGUUCGUGCUAUGUCUCUUCUUGGUGGCUUAAAGCCAUCUGACGGGUCAAAGAAAGGCUCGAAGAGAUUGGGUAGAGGUCCAUCUAGUGGUAAAGGUAAGACGUCGGGAAGAGGUCAAAAGGGUCAAAAAGCGCGUGGGAAGGUAAAAUCGUGGUUUGAAGGUGGUCAGACACCUAUUUAUAAAUUAUUCCCAAAGAUCGGUUUCACAAACGUCCAUGCCAAACCCCUCAAUGAAUUAAGUCUAAACAGGAUCCAAUGGUUCCAUGAUGCGGGUAGAUUGAAUCUGGGGGCUGGUGAAGUGCUGGACAUGAAAAAGAUGAAAGAUACCGGGUUGGUGACCGGUACCAUAAAGCAUGGAGUCAAAAUCCUCGCGAAUGGUAAGUCCCACUACAAUCUACCCAUCAGAAUUGAGGCAUCUAAAGCUACAGCUGAUGCCAUCAAGACAAUUGAAGCGUCAGGUGGGGAGUUCACUGCUCGCUAUUUCAAUAGGCUGGGAUUAAGGGCUCAUCUUGUACCUGAGUGGUUCCUCGAGAAAAGAGGAAGAAUACCUCUGCAGGCAAGACCUACCAGGAGAAAGGAAAUCGAGUAUUACAGUGAUGAAGCCAAGAGAGGCUAUUUGAUCAAGGAAAACGAUGAGCAUCUGCUGAGAAUUCAGGAGGCAAAGAGGAUCGGCGGUGUACACACGGAACGAAAAAGUGCCAGAAAAAAUGCAUUGCUGUCGCAAUUGGAAGAUUUACCCAAUGACGUACCCUCAUCUUGGAGCAUAGGUUCUAGCAUUAUCACCUUGGACCAACUACAGGCGGAGCCACAGCAGAAAUAA